AUGUCUCUGCUUCAAUACCCCCCACCCGUGGAUUAUUCUGCGCAACUCAAUGGCUUCAAGGAUUUUCUAAAGGGGUUCAAGACUCUCCAAUCGACCUCUGAAGCAGCUGCAACCGAGGCGUUGGAAGAUCUCAACAUCGACGACAGCCGGACAAGUGAUGAAUAUGAUUUCAUGGAUGAUGCUGAUGAAGUGGGAGGGGCAACCACCCGAUCAGCGAGGAGGCAGCGGGAGCCGAAGCUCAAGUACAUGCAGAUUCUGCAGGAUGUCGCAAACCGUGAUAAGUCCAAUAUCCUGAUUGAGUUGGAUGACCUUUCAAUUUUCGAGAAGUCUAUGACCGAAGGCGAGGACCUGAAGCUCGUUGAGUCGAUCGAGAAGAACACAAAACGCUACAUCGAUGUCGUCUCUCAAGCGGUUGACGAAGUUAUGCCUAAGGAGACGAAGGAUGUCACUUUCAAAGACGAUGUGCUCGAUGUGAUCAUGUCCCAGCGUGAGAAGCGCAAUGAAACCAUGGAAACUGCAAUGGAGGCCGAUAUGGAGGCCGCUACUACUGCAUCCAUGUUCCCUCCGGAACUCACUCGCAGAUAUACCCUCAACUUCAAGCCCCUCACACCUUCGGGGUCAAGCACUGAGCGCGCUGGUAAAGCCCUCGCCGUCCGAAACGUGCGAGGUGAGCACCUGGGUAGUUUGAUUACCGUCCGCGGUAUCACAACCCGUGUUUCCGAUGUCAAGCCCGCGGUUCAGAUCAAUGCCUACACUUGUGACCGCUGUGGUUGCGAAGUAUUCCAGCCCAUUACCACCAAGCAGUUCCUUCCCUUGAGCGAGUGUUUAUCAGAGGAAUGCAAGCGGAACAACUCGAAGGGCCAGCUAUUCUUGUCAACUCGCGCAUCAAAGUUUGUUCCCUUCCAGGAGGUGAAGAUCCAAGAGAUGGCCGAGCAGGUCCCUGUGGGCCACAUCCCUCGCACUCUGACUAUCCACUGUCACGGUGCCCUCACCCGCCAGCUGAACCCCGGCGAUGUUGUCGAUGUGGCUGGCAUCUUUUUGCCCACCCCCUACACUGGCUUCCGAGCCAUUCGCGCUGGUCUGCUGACCGACACUUACUUGGAGGCUCAGCAUAUCACUCAGCACAAGAAGUCCUACAGUGAUAUGGGCAUGGAUGCCCGCACCCUUCGCAAGAUCGAGCAGCACAUGCGUUCCGGCAAUAUGUACGAGUACCUUUCAAAGUCCAUUGCCCCCGAAAUCUACGGACAUCUUGAUGUCAAGAAGGCAUUGCUGUUGCUGUUGAUCGGUGGUGUUACGAAAGAGAUGGGUGACGGCAUGCACAUCCGUGGUGAUAUCAACAUCUGCUUGAUGGGUGACCCUGGUGUGGCCAAAUCCCAGCUCCUUCGAUACAUCACCAAGGUUGCUCCCCGUGGCGUGUACACCACCGGACGAGGAAGCAGUGGUGUUGGUCUCACUGCUGCAGUUAUGAGAGAUCCAGUCACCGAUGAGAUGGUCCUGGAGGGAGGUGCCCUUGUCCUUGCAGACAACGGUAUCUGCUGUAUUGAUGAGUUUGACAAGAUGGAGGAUUCAGACCGAACGGCCAUUCACGAAGUGAUGGAACAGCAGACCAUCUCCAUCUCCAAGGCUGGUAUUAACACUACCCUCAAUGCCCGUACCUCCAUUCUGGCCGCCGCCAACCCUCUGUAUGGUCGGUACAACCCCCGGGUAUCACCCGUGGAGAACAUCAACCUGCCGGCUGCUUUGCUCUCUCGUUUCGAUGUCAUGUUCCUGCUCCUGGAUACCCCAUCCCGUGAAGGUGACGAGGAAUUGGCUUCCCACGUCACCUACGUCCACAUGCACAACAAGCACCCAGAGAGUGAGCAUGCGGGUGUCAUGUUCACUCCUCACGAGGUCCGUCAGUACGUUGCCAAGGCACGAACGUACCGUCCUACUGUCCCUGCCAACGUUUCCGACUACAUGGUUGGUGCUUAUGUGGCCAUGCGCAAGAGACAGAAGAUCGACGAGUCCAAGAAGAGACAGUUCUCCCACGUCACCCCCCGUACUCUGCUCGGUAUCAUUCGUCUUUCGCAGGCUCUUGCUCGCCUUCGAUUCAGCGAGGAGGUCGUUCGCGAGGAUGUCGAUGAGGCUCUGCGUCUCAUUGAGAUCAGUAAGGCUUCGCUGUACACUGACGGCGAACAAGGUUCCGACAACACCCCAUCCAGUAAGAUCUACAACUUGAUUCGCAGCAUGAAGGAGAGUGGUGCUGCUGCAGUCGGAGAUGGCGAGGAGGGCGAGAUGAGCAUGAGACGUAUUCGUGAGCGUGUGCUGGCCCGUGGUUUCACCGAGGACAACCUCACCAUGACCAUUGAUGAAUAUGCCAACCUUAACCUCUGGCAAGUCACUGGUAACGGCACACGUCUGCUCUUCAAUGAAGUUGACGGCGAUAUGGACAUUUAA
Messenger RNA from Penicillium bovifimosum, 2436 nucleotides. Its product is annotated as DNA replication licensing factor MCM7. NCBI's taxonomy places the organism in Eukaryota, Fungi, Ascomycota, Eurotiomycetes, Eurotiales, Aspergillaceae. The coding region runs from base 1 to 2436 and encodes 811 amino acids. Gene Ontology annotation, molecular function: single-stranded DNA binding; ATP binding; single-stranded DNA helicase activity. Gene Ontology annotation, cellular component: nucleus; MCM complex. The record is from RefSeq and is a predicted model, not a curated record. The transcript has 4 exons. Gene Ontology annotation, biological process: DNA replication initiation; DNA replication; DNA strand elongation involved in DNA replication.